This is a messenger RNA of Nematolebias whitei (Rio pearlfish), 1071 nucleotides long. Its product is annotated as 5-hydroxytryptamine receptor 4. NCBI's taxonomy places the organism in Eukaryota, Metazoa, Chordata, Actinopteri, Cyprinodontiformes, Rivulidae. The coding region runs from base 1 to 1071 and encodes 356 amino acids. Gene Ontology annotation, cellular component: dendrite; membrane. The record is from RefSeq and is a predicted model, not a curated record. Gene Ontology annotation, biological process: chemical synaptic transmission; G protein-coupled receptor signaling pathway, coupled to cyclic nucleotide second messenger. Gene Ontology annotation, molecular function: G protein-coupled serotonin receptor activity; neurotransmitter receptor activity; trace-amine receptor activity. The transcript has a single exon.
AUGGAGAACAGCAGCCUGGAAUGGACCGUAAAUGUUAACACAUCUCUUCAGGUUGAACUUCAAUCCUGUGUUACGUUUCGGAACCAAGGUUUGCGCAGUUUUCUGUAUGCCUUCCUCUCAGCUGGGAUAGUCUCCACUGUGGUGGGCAACUUCCUGGUUGUUUUGUCCAUUGCCUACUUCAAGCAGCUACAGUCACCAACAAAUUCUUUUGUCAUGUCUCUUGCCGUGGCUGACUGCCUUGUUGGCCUGUUGGUGAUGCCUUACAGUAUGAUUCGAACUGUGGAAGGAUGCUGGUACUUUGGCUCUCUUUUUUGUAAGCUUCAUUCCAGCCUGGAUGUGAUGCUCUGCACUGCCUCCAUAUUCCAUCUCAGUUGCAUUGCCUUUGACCGUUAUUAUGCAGUCUGCAACCCCUUGGUUUACUCCUUGAAGAUGUCCCCCUGUCGAGUGGCUCUGCUCAUUGCUAUUUGUUGGGCUGUACCAAUGCUCAUUUCUUUUGGUCCCAUAAUGCUAGACCUUCACGUUGCUGAGACAGACAUACAAAUUCCUGAAGAUACGUGUGUAUUUUUGGUCAGUCGCAUUUACGCCAUAAUGGCCUCUUUGGUGGCCUUUUACUUGCCUAUGGUGGUCAUGCUUGUGGCCUACUGGAAGAUCUUCAAAGCUGCUAAACGGCAGGCCAAGCAAAUCAGUGCCAUGGAAAGCCAAAUGGCUGCUGGAGUUGGCAAAGACUCAAGCAAGAAGAAACGACAUCGCAACACUAUGAAAAGGGAAGGAAAAGCGGCAAAAACUUUAGGAAUUAUAAUGGGAGUUUUUCUUAUCUUCUGGAUGCCCUUUUUUACAGUCAACAUUGUGGAUCCGUUCAUCAAUUACAGCACAGAGGUGGAAAUCUGGGAUGUUUUCUUGUGGUUAGGAUACAUCAACUCAUCGCUAAAUCCCUUUUUGUAUGUUUUCUUUAAUAGUUGUUUUCGAAGAGCAUUCCUCAUGUUCAUUGGCUGCAAAGUAUGCCUACCUGGAAUAUCCCCUGGGAUGGAGUUAUCACAUUCUAAGAAAGAGACAACCAAAUGUUCUGAUUAA